UAUGAUUCUCUCCCUGGCUGCGGUAGCGGCCAUGAGUAGUGGCGGCAGUAGCAGCCUCAACUCCUCCUCCCCCCUCCUCGACCCCUUCGACUCCUCCACCUCCUGGAGCCUCGGCGAGGACCCGUCCAACUCCUCCUCCGAACCGGUCGCGAGGACUCUGACCCCGGACCUCCAGCCGGCGACCACCGCCGUGGUUGUCCAGGAAGUGAGCCCUUGGGAUGUGGCGCUCUGUGUGACGGGGACGCUCAUCUCCUGCGAGAACGCCCUGGUGAUCGCCGUGCUGUUCUACACGCCGACGCUGCGCGCUCCGAUGUUCAUCCUGAUCGGGUCCCUGGCGGUGGCGGACCUCCUGGCGGGUCUGGGCCUCAUCUUGAACUUCGUCUUCACGUAUCUGGUCGACAGCUCGGUAGAGUUUGUGACGCUGCUGUCGGUCGCGCUGCUCAUCUCGGCCUUCUCAGCGUCCGUCCUCAACAUCCUCGCCAUCACGGUGGACCGCUACCUGUCCUUGUACAACGCCCUGACCUACCACACGGAGCGGACCGUCACCUACACCUACGUGAUGGUGAUCUUCAUCUGGGUGCUGUGUCUCACGCUGGGACUGCUGCCGGCGCUCGGCUGGAACUGCCUCAGAGACGAUUCGGCGUGCAGCAUCUGCAGGCCCGUCACCAAAAUCAACGCUGUGGCGCUCGCCGUCACCUUCCUCCUCGUCUUCGCCCUCAUGAUGCAGCUCUACCUGCAGAUCUGCAAGAUCGCCUUCCGCCACGCGCAGCAGAUCGCCGUGCAGCAUCAGUUCGUCGCCAUCUCCACCACCAAGGGAGUCUCCACGCUGUCAGCCAUCUUGUGCGCCUUCGGGGCGUGCUGGCUCCCAUUCGCCAUGUACUCGAUUGUCGCGGACUCGACCUACCCUGUAAUAUACACGUACGCCACCGUCCUACCAGCGACCUGCUGCUCUGUGAUUAACCCCAUCAUCUAUGCGUUCCGCAACCCAGACAUCCAGAAGUCGCUGUGGAUGGCGUGCUGCGGGUGCGUCCCAUCCAAUCUCUCCCUCAGACCGAGGACCUCCAGUGACGUGUAGCGAGUGAAGGUUUGUUGUCUGUUUUCGGUUUGAGUCUUCACGCCGAGUCCGGGUGGCUACGAGAGAGGUUUGGGAACGGGCGGAAAGGCUGGCGGGCAAGGAAAAGAGACUUCCUCUAAACGCUGGUAGGCUACUAGCAAAAGGCACGUCUGGCCCGGGCUAGAAGGAAGGAACUUUGCAUGGUCAAAAAAAUAAAAAUAAAAUACAGCUGAUAAAGAUCAUGUGAUUCGAGGUGGUGUGAAACCAACUGCAAAAACCUGAUUACGGUAUCCUCAUGGUGGUUGUGGAAGUUAGUCAGGGCGACUUUCCCAACCAGCGCAGGAAGCGAGGCCUACUUCUCAAAGAGUAGCAUUCUUUACGGGAUGGUCGAAGUUUUGUUUUUUUAAAUCUCCACAGGAGCUCAGGCAGCCGCUGCAUGGUUAUGCAAUCAGAAGGAGUGGAAACAGUCUUUAAAAAUACUGAAUUUGUUUGAACUAAAAAAUGAGCUAAAUGUACCCAAUGAAUGACCUUGAGUCGUUUCGAUGAGCUAUCUCUGCAGUCUUCUUCUGAAAAGGGAAAAUCAAGACUAUUCCCUCUCUUGAAACCGCUUUUAAGCAACCCGUGUUCCCCCUUGAUCUGGUGCAGAUUAAUUAAUUUAUGAUUUGUAGACAGAGGAUGCAAAAAGAACUGUGUGUGCCGGGAUAGAAAUGAGUUGUUCAAGAUCUUUAACAUAGCUGGCCUGAGCCUCAGUUUGACUUUUCCCAAAGCCACAAGCCCAGAAGUCAGAAUCCAGACAAAGCUUUAUUUAUGUGCCAUCCCUGCUCAAAAAAAAUGUAAAAAUCCACAAUGAAACCUGAACGAUCAGACCUUGAAAGCAUACAUAACUGUGUCAAUUUUGCAAAACCUAGAGAGGGAUUUCCAUCUGUAGACUAGUGUGUUUGUGUUGAGUGUCAUGAAAUCAAAUCUGCUCUCUUGUCGGAGAAAAAAAAACGAGUUUCUCAGCCAGCUGCUACGCCGUGACUGUGGAGCGAGCGAGCGAGCGAGCAAGGCGAGGGAGAGAGCUGAAAUCAGCACCAAGGACAGCGCCACUGCAGCCGCACUGCUUCCCUGGGAAUGCUCUCUCGGCUGCAGGGGGGGGGGAAGAGCGCUGGAAAGUAGGCUACGCUGUUCUCUACACCAUCUUGAGAGGGGGAAUAUGAGUUGAGGGCCGUUCCAGCUUGAGAGGAGUUGUUCAUUUUUGCAUCGCAUUUGGUGGUGUUUACUGAAAUUUUUUGAAGGAAGGUAUCAUUUUUCGCCAAUACUAUCAGGGACAUUUUCCUGAUUCAACCCUGAAAAGACAAACAAUAUUAUAUUAUAUGCCGGAUUUGUCCAUUCUCUUUAAAAUCACUCAUAUUUUCUGGUUUUAAGGAAAGAGCCCAUGGAAAAUUUCAGCCAUUAGCUCAUGUCUAGACUCAAAAGCAAUUGCAUCACUUUUUAAAACUCAAAUCUAAAGGCUUCGUUUUCCACCAACGUUGCUUUAAUUGGAUUCAUUCUUCUCGGAAUUGCAAAUUUUGUAGCUUUUAUUUGAAGGUAUUCAGGUCACAAAAGAGAAGAUUAAGGGGGGAAAAAAAGACAAUCAAAGUCACUCUACGUUUAGGUGACUGCAGAAAACGACUCCAAUCAAAGCUGAAAUCGACCUUCAACAUCCACUUGAGAUCUCAUGGUGCGACUUUGACCCCCCCCGUCCUCUAUGUGUCUCCUCAUCUCUCCUACAUCUCCAGCCACAGAAAUUAUGCAUGAGAAAAAAAAAGAAGCAACGUAUGGCCCCAUGAGCGCCCGGUAAAACAAGGCGUUUGACACGGGGCGAGGUGAAAGCAGCUGAUGUUUUUUCCAGAUGUUUAUCUGCAUCUGCAAAGCGCCGUUUAGGCCCCCGUAUAGCUUCUAAAUUUAGACGCGGCGCUUUAGCUCCGUCGCCUGAUUGAUUAUCCAUUAGCUAAAGCUGAGCAUGAUCCAUAUCGAGUAGGUCAUUUUUCAUUUAGACGGCCGUGGCUGGCUACAGGACGUCCAAGUCUCUGCUUUGGUUUCCACGGCGUGAUUUAUUCCAAAAAUGUGGACUUUGUUUCUCUUCCCUUUUCUACUUCCCUACUUGUCAGCAGUUGCAGCUCAUUGACUGCACACACACACACACACACACACACACACACACACACACACACAGCAGCAAGCUCUGUCACCCCGGGGGGCCCCUCUAAAGGCCGGGCGGGUUAAUGAGAAGCCAGAGAGGCGAGGUGACGCGGCGUGAAAUAGAAACACCAAGUGAGACGCGCUUUAACGUAACCUUGGGUCACGUCCACCACACACAAACCCAAUCACGAUAAUGUUAUGUCCCUCUGCAGGGGGGCAUCGUGUACGUUUAAUCCAGCUAACGUUAAUAACAUGGCAGUAAUAAGAGAGCGGGGAAUUGGCCUAAUGUACGGAGGAUGAAGUCAGGACGAGCUGGGAAGGAGAUUUAUGACCGACCUCUUAUCAGCAUUAAAACGAUCCAUGUCGUUUCCACUCAGAAAGGAGUCAUGACUAAGCUACCGGCAUGCUGCUGAUAAACUAUUGUGGGAGGUUAACUGGCUUUGGGAAAAUAAGUUCAUGGAAACUGAACAGGCUGUAAAACAAGAAAAAAACAAAACAAACAAAAAAAAUCAGUGUAAACUCAAAAUACAGGUUGUUUCUGUCACAACACUUCCAAAUUAACGCUUUCUACCAAAUAUACGAUGAUAAACGACAGCAAAGAAAACACAAACUUUGGCGCUCAGGAGAUGCAGGUAUUUUGUUUUUUUCUACAGUGUACAUUCAAAAGUAAGACCUACAGCGUUUUUUAAAUAUUUUUCUUGGCAGCAGCAAACAAUCAGUUUUAAGCAGACACCACAACGGUCUUUGUUCGGGGAAAAAGACAGAAUCUCUUGUGUCUUUUAUUUGUUUGUUUGUUUUGUUGUAGUUUAUCGGGCCUUAUCGGAACAAAAAAAAAAGAAGUCCCUUUGCAAUAAUGUCCAACUGUGUUUCGCUGUGUACAAAAAAGAAAAAAGCCACAAUGGAGAAGAAGAGAAAGUGGCCGGAACAAGGUGGUUAACUCUGAAUGAUCUGUAGGAUUGAAAAAAGGAAAAACGUCAAAGCAACAAAAAAGCAGAUUUGAGAGAAAAAGUGGCCUGGCUGGCUGGUCAGGGUAGUAUGAAAGUAGGACAAACCCAAAUAUAAAACGAAUGCUCUAUUUCCAUUUAUAGAUUCCAUUUGCAGAAAAACAGGUCUCGCCACGUUCUCAUAUUUACUCUCUAAAAUUAGCUUAAUUUUUUUAUUUGUUGUUGCACGUGAGGUAGGUAAAAAUAACGGUUAAAGGGUCACACGUGCUAGAAAAAUUCAAAACCACCUCCUUCUGCCGUUUCUCUUUUUGCUCAAUCGCUGCAUCGGUAGAACUGCCUAUUGGUUUAAAGACUUGUAUCGCUUAUACAUUGAAAUAGCUUCAAUGCCUCAGAAGUUGGGGAUUGAUGGAGUUUUGGCACACUUGGUGAAUUUCAGCACUAUUGGGGGGGUGAAUCAUCAAUUGUGCCAAGGCAAAACUAAUCGAUCACAGAGAGUAAAUUGAAUCUAUUUCAGGUAUCUGAUGCAGGUCCUGUUGGCACACAGGUAUCCUGUAUGCACAAUGAUGUGUGAGACUUGCUUAGUCACCUGUGUUUGGAGAUGCUAGAUGGGACAACGCUUACAUUUUUAGCUAGCCCGUUCGAUGUCAUACUGAUGGGACAUCACAAGAUCUUGCUUUCACGCCGUCCCACAGUUUAACCUCCUUUUCUGUCAAUUAGUCAAAGUAUGUGUUACUUUGGGAACAUGAACCAGACUUGGAUCAAACAAGGAUGAAUGAUGGAACCAUACAUGUGUUAGCAUAGCAUUUUAUCACAAUGAGAAAUCUAUCAGUUCACUAAAAUGUGACAUUAGAAAUAACAAAAGAAGCCCGGUACUCUAAUGAUCCUGGCUAUUGUUAUCACGAUGCCAAUUAGCUAGCAUGCUAGCGUUUGCUUACCAACUUAUAGCAUCAAAUACUAUUACAAUGUAGCAUGUUAGUGUUCGUUGCUAGCACUUCACUGUUGCUCAUUCAUGCUAGCAGAAAGCUUAUCAACCUCUAGAGACACUUAUAAUGUUGUUUUACAUAAUAUAGUUCAUAGCAAACUGAAAGAGGCUCAAAUUGUGCGCUACCGGUGCGAGCAUGUCUCGGGCUGGUUUGUACGUUAGCAGUGAGCUAACUUUACAACUACUCUACAAGGGAUAGCAUGAGGCUGGUGAUUAUGUUAGCAGUUAGCCUAACCAAGCAUUCAGAGACACAUUUUAUGACAUUUUGCUGGAACACUUUCUGGCGGGAAUUAGCCUGUAAAGUAAAAUUAGCACCUGGUUAGCUUGAUACUUUUUCGGGGGCCAUUUUGGACGUUAACAAAAAAAACUGUGUCCUUUCUUUGUAACUAUUUGGGUGUUUUUUUUGCGUUCUAAUAUAAACUUCAUAGUAUUGAGAGAGCACACAUAAAAUACAAUGAAGCUGUUGAUGUUCAUGCGUCUGACUAGCACUAGGAGGUUGACCGCCUACUAGCUUGCUAACAAUGAACUGUCAGCGCUUCAAGAAACAUGUUAUCAUCAGGUAAUGUCUUCGUUGUUUCACAGUCAAAUAAAAGUCUUUACUGUCAGCUAAUUGAUACGUCACUGUCCAGACACAAUGUAAGGACUAUAAGGAUGUUAUGGCGCCUGACUAGCACUAGCAUGUUUCUGGCUAGUAGCAGUUAGCUUCUCAUGCUUCUAGACACAGUGUGCAUAUUGCCAAUAAAAUGUUCACUUCAUUUCAACUUUUCAAGGAUGAUUAUUUGACCCAAGUCUGGAGGGAUGAAGUGAAGCCUCAAAUCCACCACAGCUCAGCUUGAUCAAGAGUGACAGAAACGGCUAAAGUUAGCAUUGUUAGUAGCAUCACGCAGCUGUAUUUCAAACUGUCCGACUGUCCCAUCUGGCGUUUCCAUCUUGUGAUUGUUGAACAAAUGCGAACACUCAUCUGUGAAUAUGCCACAACUUAGUCCAACCAUUCCUCGGGCAGGAGUGGAGCGACCUCUCACUGUGUGUGUGAGCCUACUAGGGUGUGUAUUAUGUGUGAGUGUAUCUGUGUGUGUGUGUGUGUGUCUCCCCCCCUUGGGAUCAUAGCCAAUUGUAAUGAACCAUAACUCAACCUACUCUCACUGUAAACACAAACACACACACACAAUGGUUUUUGUCGGCCGCUAUACAGGAGUAUAAUUCCAUUUAAAAAAAAAAAAUACUGUACAAGUGAGUGUGGGUGUUAUUUUUAUUAUGCAAUGCUGUACAGAAAUGUAUAUUUUUGUAAUGUUCAUCAGGGCAUGAGUUACAAAAUAUGGUCGCUGCUGUGAGCAUGUUGUGAGUGUGUGUAUGUGUGUGUGUGUUUCUUCCUCUUCGGUGUUCUUCCUACAAAACAAAUGUUGGGGGGGGGGGGGACAAGAGGUUGUGUGUCGGAUAUGCUGAAAAAGUGCCAUAUUUUUUGACUUUCUAGUGUCUUAUCUUUCUGUUUAUGUACAUACACAUUUGUCUGAGAUGUUGUUGUCAUGGUUGAGCCUGAAACAUCUGUAAAGAACAGAAACUGGUCAAAAAUGGCAUCCAUGAGCAGCAGGAUAACGAAAGAAAGCUGGACUUGACCUUGACAUUGUUGAUCACAUAACUGAGCUAACACGAGGAAAUUUGCCUUUUUCUUAAUGUGCUU
Labrus bergylta (ballan wrasse) is the source of this 6821-nucleotide messenger RNA. The record is from RefSeq and is a predicted model, not a curated record. NCBI's taxonomy places the organism in Eukaryota, Metazoa, Chordata, Actinopteri, Labriformes, Labridae.